Messenger RNA from Castor canadensis (American beaver), 2754 nucleotides. The record is from RefSeq and is a predicted model, not a curated record. NCBI's taxonomy places the organism in Eukaryota, Metazoa, Chordata, Mammalia, Rodentia, Castoridae.
AUUACACAUUCAUUUACGUUCUGAGUGCCCGCUUUAUACUUCCUACCCGUGCACUCGGUCCAUGUUGCGCCUGCUGACCACACUGGCAACUUCCCUCCCGUUCGCUCUUCCACUAAGUUUGGCCCACUCUUUUGGCCAAGAAUGGGGACUCGGCUUCCUUCCGGUUUGUUAAGCGGAGGCCGGAAGUGUUGAUUUUUUAGCGGCUCUGGGGCUAGAAGGGUAUCAAGGGGUUCGCCGAGGCGCUCGAUUCUCGCGGCUGUGCAGGGAUUUAACUGUCACCAUGUCAAGCAAAAGGGCAAAGACCAAGACCACCAAGAAGCGCCCUCAGCGCGCAACCUCCAAUGUGUUUGCUAUGUUUGACCAGUCACAGAUCCAGGAGUUCAAAGAGGCCUUCAACAUGAUCGACCAGAACAGAGAUGGCUUCAUUGAUAAGGAAGAUCUGCAUGAUAUGCUUGCUUCACUGGGGAAAAAUCCAACUGAUGAAUAUUUGGAUGCCAUGAUGAAUGAGGCUCCGGGCCCCAUCAAUUUCACCAUGUUCCUCACCAUGUUUGGUGAGAAGUUAAAUGGCACAGAUCCAGAAGAUGUCAUCAGAAAUGCUUUUGCUUGCUUUGAUGAAGAAGCAACAGGCACUAUUCAGGAGGAUUACCUGAGAGAGCUGCUGACAACUAUGGGUGAUCGGUUUACAGAUGAGGAAGUGGAUGAGCUGUACAGAGAAGCCCCUAUUGACAAAAAGGGAAAUUUCAAUUACAUCGAAUUCACGCGCAUCCUUAAACAUGGAGCAAAAGACAAAGAUGACUGAAAGAACUUCAAAUUCCAGCCACAUGAUCCUUGUUGCCAUUUGGGUAUUUCUGAGAUUUUCUCUUAGAGCCUGUUGCAUGCCUUUGGCUUUAUAGCUUUUGCCUUUCUUGUUUUGUAUUUAUUCUCAGCCACUUGGGGCAUCUUUAUAAUCAAACUGGACCUGGGACUUUUUGUCAUUUUCAGAAUGGAAAAUAGGGUAAUUUACCAGUGGUCCCAUCCCCCUGAAUAACUGCAGUCCACACAGAGUCAAUAUAUUUUUUCAGAGAAAGUUAUUUACUCAAUUUUUUCUGAACUGUAAUUAAAACUUUAUGAUAAAAUACUUGUUUAGAUUUCUUAUUUGCUGGAGUUUGACUUCUGUUAGUUCUAGUUGCAUAUGUCAAAGAAAGGUAGAAGUAGUAAAUCCUAGAAAAUGAUAUUUAUAAACUGGGUGUGGUGACACAUGCCUGUAACCCCAGUGCCAGCACUUGAUGGGUCCUCAACAGUGUUAACUGUAGUUAUCAUCAACAAAGUAAUUAUGGCAGGGAUGGGGGUGGGGCACAGGCCUGUAAUCUCAGCACUAGGAAGGCUGAGGCAACCUGGCUGCAUAGUGAGCUCCAGGCCAGCAAGGACCACGUAGCAAGACCCUGUCUCACAAAUACCAAAGAUGGAAAAAGAUGUUCUUAUUAGACUUCUCUCGUACUCUUGGUCUCUUAACAAUGCCCUCUUCUAUUCAUUUCUCACCCUCCCAAGGAAAUCUAAUUUUAACUGCCUUAAUCAGGUUUCCUGUACUGUCUUCCAAAUUUUAAAAUUAUCUGUAGACUUUGUAUAAAUGUGAUCACUUUAGUAUCUUUAAGUCCUUAAGCGUGGUGUACUUGCCUUAUGUGUUCCUGCUUUAUUGGUUUUAAACUUUCAUUUAUGACUUCAUGUCAUUUAAAAUUAGACCAGGCCACUAAGCAUAAUUUUCAUUUGUCCUAUUUUAAAAACUAUUUUAGCUCCAGAGGUUCUGGGAGUACUUAUACCAAGAAGGCAGAAUUUUAUGUUGCAUUUCCACUUGUUGGAAAUAGAGUAUUUUCUAUUGUAUACAGCUUCUCUUUAAUAUAGCAACCUCUAUUGAAAUACACAGAAGUUCAUCAUGAGUCCAUAUACGAAUUUUAGACAUUCCUGACCUGCCCACAAUCAAAACAGCUGAAGCUACAUGACUGAGGAAGUGAGGUCAUUGUUUCAAUCCUAAAAAUAACUUCUGCUAUCUGAAGAAAUGCAGGACUUUGUAGAGUUAAUCAGGGUGUAGAAGAGUUUUAUUCUCUUUCGGCUUCAAAAAACUGACUCUCAAAGAUUCAUGAGUUUAAAAAGAUUUGAAACACUGGUGGAAAAUUUUGUUGAAGAGUGACAAUUACCCUGUGAAGAUGAGCAAUUGAUAAUUACUCUAACAGUUUCAAGUUUUAUGCUACUAUUAUCAAGACUUACCUUUGGAGAAAACUAUUACCUCAUUCAAUAAACAAUCACUGAAUGUUUUUGGAUAGCAGGUCAUUGAUUAUACUCUGUAGGAUGGGAGAGCUAGAUCCUUUAACUUGGUAAGGCUAGUCAUAAAGGAUAAGAGUUGGAGGACUAGUCUUUGCCCUUGUUAAGAUUAGAAUCAUAGGCCCUGCCUUAAUUUUCUGCCUGAAUUUGUUUCAGUAGUUUAAACAAAAUACUUUCUCCAGGUUACCACUAUUGUGCUAAAAUUUCCAUUUCAACUAAAAAAAAUUAUAACCUCUGCUUUGUUAACAAAUCUCCAGCAAAGAAUAAGUAGCAACUUUUCCACUACUAAAUUAUCUCUUACAAUAUCUGCAUUUUUAUUUUGGAUAACUGCUCAAAAAGCCCCCCUUUCAUUAUAAACAGUGAAUGGUCUACUUUAAAUGAGUCUCCUAAUUUAGUAAUGGAUUCUCUGCUUAGUAACUGGACUUUGCUUAAGCAAGGAUGAUUGCCAAUAAAAAGCUA